Cylindrotheca closterium is the source of this 909-nucleotide messenger RNA. NCBI's taxonomy places the organism in Eukaryota, Bacillariophyta, Bacillariophyceae, Bacillariales, Bacillariaceae. The record is from the annotation of a GenBank genome assembly.
AUGUCAGAUUCAUCAAUAUCAUCUGAUGACACGCAAACCAAAUUGCUCCGAAACUCAUUGCUGGCGGGGAGCUUUGCGGGCAUGGCAUCUACUCUUGUCUGUUACCCGUUUGAUGUUCUGAGAAUCAAAAUUCAGAGCAGCGCAUUUGACAAGACAAGUGUCGGCGUCAUUGGAACCUUUCGUCAGACGAUACAGUCUGGUGGAUUUCGAGCGUUAUAUGUCGGGUUGGCCUUGCCUUUCGGAGCUCAAGCAAUAUACAAAGGAACAAUUUUCACAGUAAAUAAUUUGACGUUGGAAGCACUGCUGGACUUUCACAACAAAGGGAGGCAAUCACAUCAAGGGGAGUACCAAUUAACAUCGACUGAUAGAUUCAUCUGUGGCUUUACUGGGGGCGCCAUCAAUGGAGGAUUAUUUGUCACUCCGGUGGAAUAUGUUCGGAAUCGUCUGAUAUCAGAGCAAGGGAAGUCAAAAGCAGCGAAGGGAACAACAAUCAGUGUCAUUCGGUCAACACUGAUAAAUAAUGGACUUUCUGGUCUAUGGCGUGGAAUGACUAGUACCGUGCUCCGUGAUUCCAUUGGUUGUGGGCUCUACUUUGUGACUAUGGCUAGCGCACAAGAAAUACUGUCUCCAAAUGAGAAGCCUUCCUUUCAAAUUGUUCUCCUCUCAGGUGCACUAUCUGGAAUCGCCUUUUGGGUCUGGGCCCUGCCAAUUGAUACUAUGAAAACGUGGAUUCAAAAUGGUACCGCAAAAAACAUGCGCGAGGCUGUGGUUCUAGCAUCUAGAAAGGGCGCAACGGGGAGCAUGUUGGCACUCACAAGGGGUUGGGAAGUUGCCUAUGGCCGGGGAGCUCCGUCAGCUGCCAUUACAGUGGCCACCUACACAAGCACUUACCACUACUUAAUGAACUAA